AUGCUUUACAACUUUCAACAGCAUACUCAGCAUCAACAUCAAACUCAGCCCCAGCAUCAGCAAGGCCUUCAGCAUGAUCAUGGCAUACCCUCGGUGAACGGUCUCGCCCACCACACGUCCUUCGGGUCCAGCGGUCUCUCGACUCCUAACGCGUUCAACUCGAAUGUCUUGUCAAACGGCCACGCAGCUAACCCACGAAGUGGCCAAGCACCCCAGAACGAGAUGUGGCAGGAGCAGUUGCGUAUGCAGAAGGAGGCGGAACGAGCUCAUUCAGCCAUGACCGACCAACAACAGCCUCAUUACUACGCGAGACUCAAGGCAUCUGAGAAUAGAGGCAUCGGGGGCCCACCGCCCACGAGCGGACGGACCCAAGCGGACGGAGAGAACGAUCCCGAAGACCGGAGACGACCGUAUGCGGUCGAUAGAGAAUCAAACAGACAAGACUGGCACAACAUGGAUAUGUCCGGUCAAGGCCUUCGCAACCUGGCACCUGAGCUGUUUCAGUACAAGUUCUUGAACGAGCUCUUCAUUGCCUCGAACAAGCUUCUCCGGCUCCCCAAGCUCAUCGGUGAGCUAAGGCAGUUGCGUCAUCUCGACGCUUCGUACAACCAAAUAUCCGAGCUGCCGGCUGAACUUGGCAUGUGUACAUACCUGAAGACCCUGCUGCUUUUCAAUAAUGAGAUCCGAGAUCUUCCGUUCGAACUCGGCUCGCUGCAUCAGUUGGAAAUGCUGGGAAUCGAAGGAAAUCCGCUGGACCCUGGCUGGAAGCAGGAGAUUAUGGAAAAGGGCACAAAAAGUGUGAUCAAUACGCUGAAAGAGGGAGCACCAGUUCCCAAUCCCCCCUCCCCUCGAAAGGAAAUCGUUAUACAAGAGGAUGUCUCUCCAAACUUGGAAAGAAUCAAAGUAUUCUCCUGGAAUGUUCUAUGCGAUAAAUAUGCGACGCCGCAAACCUACGGCUACACGCCAACGAAUGCGUUGAACUGGGAAUAUCGCAAGGGCUGUAUUUUGGAUGAACUGCGAUUGCGAGAUGCCGAUUUCUUGAGCUUGCAGGAGGUGUCAACAGAUGCGUUCAAGGAGGAUCUGAGCCCUGAGCUGGCGCAGAUGGAUUACAAGGGCGUGCACUGGCCCAAGUCCCGUGCCAAGACCAUGUCGGAGAAAGAUGCCCAGACGGUGGACGGAUGCGCAGUGUUCUACAAGCAAAGCAAGUUUAUCCUGCUGGACAAGCAACUCAUCGAGUUUGCCACCAUCGCCAUCAACCGGCCUGAUAUGAAGAACCAACACGACGUGUUCAACAGAGUAAUGCCGAAAGACAAUAUUGCCGUUAUUUGCUUCUUUGAAUCCCGCCUCACUGGGGCUCGUAUCAUCCUGGUCAAUGUACAUCUUACAUGGGACUCUGCUCUAGCAGAUGUCAAGGUUAUCCAGACCGGUAUCCUUAUGGAGCACGUCACGAAGCUGGCCGAGAAGUAUGCCCGGUGGCCGGCAGUCAAGGACAAAAAGAUGAUCACAGUGCCCCUGCCCGACGAUGCCGAGGCUCCGGCGCCACAAGCAGAACCCGGCCCAAGCCAGGAGUACCGGACCAACACAGACAUACCGCUCCUGGUGUGUGGCGACUUCAACUCGACCGAGGGCUCAUCUGUGUACGACCUGAUGUCCAUGGGGAGAGUGCCUCCGGACCACCUGGAGCUAAACAGCUACCAGUACGGCAGUUUCACUCGAGACGGUAUCGAGCAUCCCUUCAGCCUGAGGGAUGCCUAUGCACACACAAAGAAAACAGCAGACGAGAUGCCGUUCACAAACUACACGCCCGGGUUUGCCGACGUCAUUGACUACAUUUGGUAUUCGACAAACACGCUGGAGGUUGUGGAAUUGCUUGGUCCCCCGGACGCCGAGUAUCUGAAAAGAAUGCCUGCCUUCCCCAACUGGCACUUCCCGGCCGAUCACAUCCAGAUCAUGGCCGACCUUGUCAUCAAGGCUCGGAAGGACAGGAAGCAAAACCAAGACCGCGAGCAGCAAGCGGACUCGGGCGGCCCCUCCGGACGAGGCUGA
Metarhizium album ARSEF 1941 is the source of this 2046-nucleotide messenger RNA. RefSeq names its product Glucose-repressible alcohol dehydrogenase transcriptional effector. The transcript is spliced from 2 exons. Gene Ontology annotation, molecular function: protein binding; poly(A)-specific ribonuclease activity. NCBI's taxonomy places the organism in Eukaryota, Fungi, Ascomycota, Sordariomycetes, Hypocreales, Clavicipitaceae. Gene Ontology annotation, biological process: nuclear-transcribed mRNA poly(A) tail shortening. The coding region runs from base 1 to 2046 and encodes 681 amino acids. The record is from RefSeq and is a predicted model, not a curated record. Gene Ontology annotation, cellular component: nucleus; CCR4-NOT complex; cytoplasm.